AUGAGGCCUAAGUUCGUCCGCCCAUUCAGUUCUUCUUCUAAACGGUCGGCAGCUCAUGCUCCUCCUCGCCUCGACUUUCGUGCGAUUGAUUCAAAAUGGCAGCAGAGAUGGGCGUCUCAGCCCAAACCAGCGAAACAAGCCGUACCAUCGGGGAAGUCCUAUAUCCUUCCUAUGUUUGCCUAUCCGUCCGGUUCCUUGCACAUGGGCCAUUUACGUGUCUAUACCAUCUCCGACGUAAUCGCACGUUAUCGGCGGAUGCGAGGUGAUGAGGUCCUCCAUCCUACCGGUUGGGACGCGUUUGGCUUACCGGCCGAAAAUGCUGCGAUCGAGCACGGCAUUGAUCCGGCCGUAUGGACGGAAGAGAACAUUGCGAAGAUGAAGAAACAACUCAAGAGCAUGAACACGAGUUUCGAUUGGGAUGCCGAAAUAUCAACGUGUUCUCCGUCAUUCUACAAGCACACCCAAAAUCUUUUUCUCAAGUUGUAUCAUCGCGGGUUGGCCUAUCAAGCAGAAGCGUUGGUAAACUAUGAUCCCGUCGACAAAACUGUCCUUGCCAACGAACAGGUUGACAACCAUGGACGCUCUUGGAGGUCUGGGGCCCUCGUGCGGCAGAUCAACCUUCGUCAAUGGUUUUUCCGAAUCACGGAGUACAAAGAGGCUCUGUUACGUGACCUUGACUAUUUGUCUGAAGGCGCGAAAUGGCCUGAAAGAGUGAUUCUCCAGCAACGGAAUUGGAUUGGUCGCUCCGUCGGUGCUCGAAUCCGAUUCGGUUUGAGAGAUCAGACAGGAAAAUCAGUCCCCGUCCAUAUUUUCACGACGCGACCAGACACAUUGUUCGGAGUAAAAUAUAUUGCUCUGUCAAUGAGCCAUCCUCUCGUGCAGCAAAUGGCUACAGGGUCUCCCGAGUUACAGCGAUUUCUGAGCAUGCGUGCUUCUUUCGCUCCGGAUUCGAAGGAAGGGUUUGAAUUGCCACUCCAGGCAGUCAGCCCACUUUCGCAGAUGCUGGACUCCAACCAAGAGCCUAUACCAGUCUUUACGGCCCCCUACGUGCUUGAAGACUAUGGUGAAGGCGCUGUUAUGGGGGUACCCGGACACGACUCUCGCGAUCUGAGCUUCUGGAAACUUCAUAGACCUCUAGAACCUAUCUCCGUGGUCGUUGCUCCAUCGGCCACCGACGCGUCGACCAUCGACAUCCCUGCCGCUGACGUGAAAGACGCAUAUACCAGCUAUGGUAUACUGACUCCUGCCUGUGGACCUUAUUCCGGAUUGGCAAGCAGCGAUGCCGGAGCAAACAUUGUGAACGACUUAAGAACCGUUGGCCUGGCGGAACCCUUCGAAACAUGGAGGCUUCGGGACUGGCUGGUGAGCCGACAAAGGUACUGGGGAACUCCAAUUCCUAUUAUCCAUUGCCGGAACUGUGGUACUGUUCCCGUGCCCGAACAAGACCUUCCCGUGGUGCUACCUAAACUUGAUUCAUCGAUCAAGGGCCAGACUGGCAACCCUCUUGACAAGAUCGAUGACUGGAUCAAUUGCACAUGUCCUAGGUGCAACGGGAUCGCCAAGAGAGAAACGGAUACGAUGGAUACCUUUGUUGAUUCUUCAUGGUACUUCAUGCGCUUUCCAGAUUCCACUAAUUCCGUCGAACCAUUCUCACGCCAGUCCGCGGCCGCCAUGCUUCCCGUUGACACCUAUGUUGGUGGAGUAGAGCAUGCCAUCUUGCAUUUGCUCUACGCUCGUUUCAUAUACAAAUUCCUUUGCAACGAAGGACUGGUAUCCGGCGAGACAAGCAAUGAAGAACCCUUUCAGCGGUUUGUGGCUCAAGGAAUGGUUCAUGGAAAGACCUUUUCCGAUCCCGAUACCGGGAGAUUCUUACGCCCUCAUGAAGUGGAACACGAUGGCGAGCUCGCCGUUAUAAAGUCAACGGGCAAAUCACCCACUGCUACUUGGGAAAAGAUGUCAAAAAGCAAGCACAAUGGGGUGGAUCCGUCUGCCGCCAUUGAGAAAUUCGGUGCAGAUGCCUUACGUGCUCACAUUCUCUUCGCCGCACCCGUGAGUGAAAUUCUGCAGUGGGAUGAAGAAAAGAUUAUCGGAAUACAAAGGUGGUUCCAUCGAGUCCAUCGACUCGUGUCUGAUCUGGCUGCAGAAGCACCAGGGCGUGAGGUCGCCAGUCCAGAAGGCGGUAUACCUGACCUGGGUAAUGUUAUGGACGACGAUGUGGAUGCCCUCCUUUUGACCCAAACCACAAGCAAGAACAUUUCUCGUACCUUUUCCGACGACAUUUACAGUCUCAAUACCGCGGUCUCAGAUCUCAUCAAGCUUACGAAUGGCCUCCACGAUAUCGGUGUGAAAAACCUGACACCAUCUGUAGCAGACCACACAAUCACAGCACUGUUGAAAAUGAUGGCACCAAUCACGCCCGCUUUUGCAGAAGAAUGCUGGGAAGAAUUGAUGACGAAGAACGAUGCAACGAGCAUCUUCAACACCCCCUGGAAUGGCGAUAUAAUCACGGCUGAACAAGAAUCCGCCCUCCGAAGCCGCAAAAAAUCAAUGACAUGCGCCGUUCAAGUGAAUGGUAAACUGCGGUUUACUACACAAGUGCCUUCAGCCGGCCCAGAGGGUAAAACUGGAUCUAAUAAGGCGGCCCGAGAAGAAGAAAUACUUGGUGCAGUUCUGAAUACUGACGAAGGGCGAAUGUGGCUUACAGAGAGAAACGACUGGGAAAAGAGGAAGAGGGUGGUCGUCGUUGGUGGAGGAAAAGUAUUGAAUGUGGUUUUUUAA
Rhinocladiella mackenziei CBS 650.93 is the source of this 2778-nucleotide messenger RNA. Its product is annotated as leucine-tRNA ligase. Bases 1 to 2778 code for a protein of 925 amino acids. The record is from RefSeq and is a predicted model, not a curated record. Gene Ontology annotation, biological process: mitochondrial translation; leucyl-tRNA aminoacylation. Gene Ontology annotation, molecular function: leucine-tRNA ligase activity; ATP binding; aminoacyl-tRNA deacylase activity. Lineage: Eukaryota; Fungi; Ascomycota; Eurotiomycetes; Chaetothyriales; Herpotrichiellaceae. The transcript is spliced from 3 exons. Gene Ontology annotation, cellular component: mitochondrion.